Messenger RNA from Merops nubicus (carmine bee-eater), 666 nucleotides. It is a transcript of the gene TMEM140, whose product is annotated as transmembrane protein 140. Lineage: Eukaryota; Metazoa; Chordata; Aves; Coraciiformes; Meropidae. The record is from RefSeq and is a predicted model, not a curated record.
AUGGUAUCAAGAGAGCACGCGGGCACCAGGAUGGGUUUGCUGCAGAGGUGCACAGAGCACCUGCUCUAUGCGCUGACUUUCCUCAAGGCUGCUGGGACCAUGGCCUUGAUGCUCUACACCCUGCUGUGGGAAGCUAGGAACCUGGCCAACCUCCCCGACAAACACAUUGGCUUUUACAACUUCUGCUUGUGGAAUAAGACAGUCAGGGAGCUGCAGUGCCUGAAGUACAAGCAUCUGAAGGCGAUGGACAUCAGUCUACCAGGAAUGGUGCCAGCCAGGGUUUGUGUGUAUACCUGGGUCUUCAGCAUCUCCUAUGCCAUUUUUGUUACACAUGUGAAAUGCACAGGGGAGAAAGAGGGCUGGAAUAUGAUUUUCUCAUACUCAUACAUCAUACUCAUUAUCAAGACGAUAAUCCUGUCGGGAGGCUUGGGUAUGUUUCUUUUACAAACCUCACAGUGGAUUCACCCCUCUGAUUUAGCUGGGCGCUUCCUGGCACUUCUUCAGACUCAGGCUCUGCUACUGCUCCAGAUUCUCACUGCUACUAGAAUCUCAUUUGGGCCAAGCACACACACCCAUGUCAAAGCCCUUUAUAAUCAGGAGGCCCUGCCCAUAGAUACUAUAUUUGUCAGUGAAGAUUAUGAAAGAUCUAUGGAUAACAUGAUUUAA